Molecule: messenger RNA, 1152 nt
Organism: Aureobasidium namibiae CBS 147.97
Lineage: Eukaryota; Fungi; Ascomycota; Dothideomycetes; Dothideales; Saccotheciaceae
Product: NGG1p interacting factor 3
Exons: 4
Coding region: 1-1152 (383 amino acids)
Cellular component (GO): cytoplasm; mitochondrion
Source: RefSeq, a predicted model, not a curated record
AUGAGCUCAACAACCUCUUCGGCCCCCUUCUCCAAGGCCGUCGUUGGCGCAAUGCGUAAACUCUACCCAGAGGCCCUCGCCGACAAGAGUUGGGACAACACUGGUCUCCUUCUCGAAUCGCCCUUCGAUCCCAUCCGCCGUCAGAUGAACUCCGCCCUCCUAACAAUCGACCUCACCAAAGCCGUCGCCGAUGAAGCUAUUGAGCGCGGAGACUCCAUCAUCGUAGCCUACCAUCCCAUCAUCUUCAGAGGUCUCAAGAGCUUGUCCCUAGCCGAUACCCAACAACAAACACUAUUACGAUUGGCUGCAGAAGGCAUCAGCGUAUACAGCCCCCACACAGCAAUCGACUGCGCGCCCGGCGGUCUAGGCGACUGGCUCGCCGACAUUGUCUCAGGCACCCCCAUGAGCGCCGAAGAACUAGCCGCCCAAGCAGAAGAGAAGGCAAAAGAGAACGACCCGACGAAAGAGCCAGAGACACCCUCCAACGAACUCAAACGCCCGACCUUCCAACUCCAACACCAUCCCAGCCAGCUCAGCAUCAAAGACCGCACCCUCAAACUCGGCAACGACACUCAUACCCGUCGCCCGAUCAAGCCCUCCUCGGUACCUGGAUACCAGAAUACAACUGCAGGAAUGGGCCGUAUCGUUCGUUUCUCCACCCCUCAGCCCCUCCUCGACAUCAUCGACCGUAUCGGCCGCGGCCUCGGCAACCCCAAGGGCUUUCCCAUCGCCAUCCCUCAAGGCAAGCAAAUGGACGAAAUCGACAUUUCCAGCGUCGCCAUCUGCGCAGGCAGUGGAGGAAGUCUUUUCGGCGGACUGGGCAAGAACGGCGAGGAAGACGUGGAUUUGCUGUUUACCGGUGAAUUGAGCCAUCACGAGGCAUUGGCUGCAAUCGAGCAAGGUAAAUGCGUCAUUGCAUUGUUCCACUCAAACACAGAACGAGGAUUCUUGCAUGGUGUUUUGAAGCCGCAGUUGGAGCAGAGUGUCAAGGACGAGUGGGAACGCGUGAGGAAGGAGGAGAAGAACAGGGCUUCUUCGGCAGCGCUGAGUGAGGAUUAUCUCGAGGCACUCGAGGACGAUCAUAUUGAGAUUCAUGUCAGCGAAGUAGACAGGGACCCCUACGGUAUCAUGAUCUCCAAGGAUGAGAUCUAG